AUGACCACCCAAAAAGCUAUCAUUGUCAUUGAGCCCAAGAAGGACGGUCUGGUUGCCGACCGGGCCAUUCCUGCUCUUCGGGAUGACUACAUUCUGGUCAAAAACGUCAGCGUCGGCUUGAACCCAACUGACUGGAAGCACGUCGCCUACCUUUCUCCCCCAGGUGUGCUAGUUGGAUGCGACUACGCAGGCGUGGUCGAAGCCGUUGGCAAGGAUGUGAAGAAACCAUUCAAGAAGGGAGACCGCGUCUGUGGCUUCGUUCACGGUGGUAAUUCCGUUCAGCCUGAAGACGGUGCUUUUGCUGAGUACAUCGUUGCCAAGGGCGACGUGCAGAUGAAGAUUCCGGACAACUUGAGCUUCCAGGAGGCCGCUACCCUGGGCGUUGGUAUCGUUACUGUUGGCCAGGGUCUUUACCAGAGUCUGAAGUUGGCUCUGCCUACCGAGCCUAUCAAGGAAAACACGCCAAUUCUCAUCUAUGGUGGUUCGACUGCCACCGGUACCCUGGCUAUCCAAUUCGCCAAGCUGUCCGGCUACAAGGUGUUGACCACCUGCUCCCCACACAACUUUGACCUUGUGACCAGCCUGGGCGCAGAUGCUGUCUUUGACUACAAGGAUCCUCAAUCUGCCGCCCUGAUCCGCAAGGAAACCGACAACAACCUGAAGCUCGUCUUCGACUGCAUUGCUCUCGAAUCGAGCGCCAAGUUCUGCGAGGCAGCCAUUUCUACUGAGGGUGGUGAAUACAGCGCUCUGUUGAAUGUCAAGGUCGAGCGUGACAAUGUCAACAGUCGCUUCACUCUUGGCUACACUUCCGUUGGUGAGGCUUUCAAGUUUGGAGAUAUUCCAUUCCCUGCCAAGCCGGAGGAUAAGGCUUAUACCGAGAUGUUUGUUCCCAUCGCGGAGGAUCUUCUGGCUCAAGGAAAGGUCAAGGUUCACCGACCCAAGGUCGGCAAGGACGGAUUGAAGGGUGUUUUGGAGGGACUGCAGCUGUUGAAGGAGGAUAAGGUUAGCGGAGAGAAGCUGGUUUAUAAUGUCUCCGAGACUCCUUAA
Molecule: messenger RNA, 1047 nt
Organism: Penicillium daleae
Lineage: Eukaryota; Fungi; Ascomycota; Eurotiomycetes; Eurotiales; Aspergillaceae
Product: zinc-binding alcohol dehydrogenase family protein
Exons: 1
Coding region: 1-1047 (348 amino acids)
Molecular function (GO): oxidoreductase activity, acting on NAD(P)H
Source: RefSeq, a predicted model, not a curated record